Messenger RNA from Penicillium digitatum Pd1, 936 nucleotides. RefSeq names its product zinc metalloprotease. NCBI's taxonomy places the organism in Eukaryota, Fungi, Ascomycota, Eurotiomycetes, Eurotiales, Aspergillaceae. Gene Ontology annotation, molecular function: metallopeptidase activity. The record is from RefSeq and is a predicted model, not a curated record.
AUGGUCCGUCACUCAUUUUUCCAACUCGUCGUUCUUGUCACUCUUUUUCUGCAGAUUCGGUGCAGCCCAUUUGCUGUCCAGAAAAGAGGCACCUGUGCUACUGAAGACCCCGGUGAGGAUUUCUUGCACGAGCUAGGGCGUCUCAAGUCGGAUGAAGCCGAUCCCGCCAUCUCGCAGGCCAGGAAGCUUCCGAUCGAGAUUGAGACCUGGUUCCACAUCGUUAGCCGCAAGUCGGAGUCUACCCAAGUCACUGAUGAUAUGAUCAAUCUUCAACUUUCUAUUCUACAACAAUCUUAUGCAGAUUCUGGCAUUUCCUACCGACUGCAAGGUGUGACUCGUCAUGUCAAUGAUAAAUGGGCAAGUAACGCGGAUGAUAUAGCAAUGAAAACCACUCUGCGAAAAGGAAGCUAUCGAACGUUAAACGUUUACUUCCAAACCGAUCUCCAGGCCUCACCUGGACAGACAGGACGCGCCUUCGGGUACAGGGGUGCAGCCACCAAUAAUGACCUGACAUCGAGCGUUCUUGGAUUCUGCACCUUGCCUGAUCCGAGUGUCAAUGCUAGUAGCCCGGCUUCUCACUAUGUCAAGGAUGGCUGCAAUGUUUUGGCCAAAACAAUGCCCGGUGGCUCCUUGGAUCUUUAUAAUCGAGGUGGAACUGUUAUUCACGAGAUUGGACACUGGCAUGGCCUUUUGCACACAUUCCAGGGGGAAUCUUGUUCUGCAGAUGAUCCUGGCGACCACAUAAGUGACACACCACAACAGUCCACCCCGACAGAUGGGUGCCCUGCCCAGAAGAAUUCGUGUCCGGACUCCCCUGGGCUGGAUGCGAUCCAUGACUUCAUGGAUUAUUCAUCAGAUGUAUGUUAUGAGCGCUUUACACCCGGACAAGGAGCGCGCAUGCGAAGUAUGUGGAUAUCCAUGCGUGAGGGAAAAUAG